Messenger RNA from Nematocida parisii ERTm1, 186 nucleotides. RefSeq lists its product as uncharacterized. The transcript has a single exon. The record is from RefSeq and is a predicted model, not a curated record. Lineage: Eukaryota; Fungi; Microsporidia. The coding region runs from base 1 to 153 and encodes 50 amino acids.
AUGCAUAGAAGACAGCUAAUUACCAAUAUUAUUGAGAUACUUGUGCUUGUCACAAUAGUCACAGUUUUUUCGAUAAUAGCAGUUAAUAUUAUUGAGAAUUGGAAUGAAAGUGAAGUUCCCCCUACAGAAGAUGAUAAUAGCAAAAAAGAGUAAUAUUUUCUUCCAUAGGAGGAAAAGCAGGAUGAA